UGGAAGGAUCAUCCAAAUCUCAGAUAUGGUCCUCCUCAAAACAAUAAUCAAAAUUUUAAUCAAGCAAAUAGGGGAAAUCUGAAUUUAAAUCAUCAACCUAGCCAAGAUAGAAGUGCCCAGAUGUUUGAACAAAUUCUUAAGAAAAUGGAUGACAAGUUUUCAAGUUUCGAUUCAACUCUUAAACAAGUUCAAGAAAAACAAACAGCUACUAAUGUGAUUAUAAGCAACUUGCAGGCUCAAAUGAAUCAAAGAAUCCCUUCUCAACCUUUUCCAAAUCCAAAACAAAACAUAAGUGCUGUGGUUUUAAGGAAUAAGAAACAAUUGCCUGAACCUAAGGGUAGGGAUAGGGUUGAGAGUGAGAAAGAAGUUCCUAAAGUUGUGAACCUUGAGUUAGAUGAGGCUACUGACAGCAGUUCUCAUGGGGCUGAAACAGUGGGAGAAACACCUGGGAAUGAUAUCUCAGACCAAGGGGAAAGGGUAGAAGACAUGGUCAGACCUAAAGCUCCCUUCCCGAGUAAGUUCCUUAGCCAAAAGUCUAGGAAUAAAGCCUUAGAUCAAGAACUUUUAGAUACCUUUAAGAAGAGGACGAAGAGCAAGUUCCAAUAUGGGUUCAUAAUGGCUAUCAGUUUUGUGUGUCAAGAAUUGAGAAUGGAGGUGGAGCAGGAAAUCAUCAAACCUUGGGAAUGAAACGGCGUGUUCUAUUCGCCUACAUGUCUUUAUUUGCUGGAUCUGUUGUAGCUCUUGGAG
Messenger RNA from Cuscuta campestris, 747 nucleotides. The record is from the annotation of a GenBank genome assembly. NCBI's taxonomy places the organism in Eukaryota, Viridiplantae, Streptophyta, Magnoliopsida, Solanales, Convolvulaceae.